This is a messenger RNA of Humulus lupulus (European hop), 1396 nucleotides long. Its product is annotated as syntaxin-31. Gene Ontology annotation, biological process: endoplasmic reticulum to Golgi vesicle-mediated transport; vesicle fusion; intracellular protein transport. Gene Ontology annotation, molecular function: SNAP receptor activity; SNARE binding. The transcript has 6 exons. Gene Ontology annotation, cellular component: Golgi membrane; endomembrane system; SNARE complex. The coding region runs from base 71 to 1090 and encodes 339 amino acids. NCBI's taxonomy places the organism in Eukaryota, Viridiplantae, Streptophyta, Magnoliopsida, Rosales, Cannabaceae. The record is from RefSeq and is a predicted model, not a curated record.
UCAACCUUUUCGGUUCACAGGAGCCACCAAACUGUUAAGUGUGUCCGACGGUUCCCUUUCCAAAUCUAAGAUGGCCUCAUCUCCCUACCGAGAUCGAACGUUCGAGUUCCGAUCACUUACCGAAACUCUGAAAAAGAUCGGAGGAAUCUCAGCCAUUAAUCAUGCAGAAAAUUGUCCGCAUCCACCUGAAGCUUCCGUACAUGCAUCGUCUUCUAGAUCCGAAUUCAAUAAGAAGGCAUCGCUGAUCGGGUUGGGGAUCCAUGAAGCCUCACAGAAAAUCGCCAAGCUUGCUCAGUUGGCGAAAAGAUCAUCAAUGUUUGAUGACCCGCUUGUAGAAAUACAGGAGCUAACUGUAUUGAUAAAGAACGACAUUACAACGCUCAAUGUAGCUCUCACAGAUUUGCAAACUAUUCAAAACAUGGAGAUAGCUGAUGGCAAUUACUCUCAGGACAAAGUUGUUCACUCCACAGCUGUUUGUGAUGACUUAAAGAGUAAACUUAUGGGGGCUACGAAAAAGCUUCAAGAUGUGUUGACUGCUAGAACAGAAAAUAUAAAGGCUCACGAGAAUAGAAGGCAGAUAUUUUCCACUAAUGCAUCUAGAGAAAAUCCUUUCAAAAAUCAAGCAAAAAAUUUGAAUGAACCACUCCCUUGGUCAAGUUCCUCCAAUGCACGUGGCAGUUCCCAACCAUCACUUCUACCAUCUAAUGGAGCUCAAGCUAGCAACCAACUAAGACGAAGAUUAGCUGUGGACAACCCUCCAUCCCAGCAAAUGGAAAUGUCCAUGUUACAGCAGGUAGUUCCACGGCAAGAGAAUCAUGUGCAAAGCAGGGCGGUUGCUCUUCACAAUGUGGAAUCUACAAUUACAGAACUUAGUGGGAUCUUUACACAUUUGGCUACUAUGGUUGCUCAGCAAGGGGAACUAGCUAUCAGGAUUGAUGAUAACAUGGACGAAUCAUUGACCAAUGUCGAAGGUGCUCGAAGUGCUCUUUUGAGGCAUCUCAACCAAAUAUCAUCAAAUAGGUGGCUUCUAAUCAAAAUAUUUGCAGUACUAAUCUUUUUCUUGAUUGUAUUCAUUAUCUUCGUGGCUUAAACUUCAAUAGUGGAACCGAGCAAUAGAAGUUCUUGCUCCGUAUCAUUUUCACUUGUUAUUGUUUGUUAGGUAUAGGAAUAGGAUACCCCGUUAUAAGGAGUGAUUUGGGCUCCCUUGUUCUGUAGAUUCAAUGGCCAUUCUUGUUGUCUUUUUUUUUUUUUAACCACAACUUGUAGAAGCUACAGCAAAGUAAGAGAAUAAAUCUUAAAUGUUAUACAUAUAUGGAUAUAGAUUAUUGCUUGUAUCGCAUAUACACAAAACAAUAUACUGUUGUUGGAUUGUCUCUAUGCAAUUUGAAAUUCUUUA